AUGGCGGACGAAGCUCGCUCUCCGGCCAAAAAGCGAAGGAAAACCGAGAAGAGAAUCUUUGAUCGGGACAAGAAGAUUGAAGAACAAGAGCAGUCGGCUAAGGCAACAAGUAAAAUGAUUUAUUAUAGCAAUGCCUAAAUUAUUUGUUUCGAGAUCAAAUAUUAUGGAAAUGAAAUGCUCGAAGUAUAAAAGUUACAAGGCAGGCUUAAUUAAAUUGCAGUUAAUAGAAUUUGAAUUGAAGUCUGAUGUUUUUAACUUUUCGAAACUUUCCACCAUCUUUAAAAGUUAUCCUUCAAAUUUAUACUCUUUCAAAUCUUUCCGAGAGAAAGAAAUCUAAUCAAACUCGAUGCAAUUGCAGCUGUUUAUACGAUACUGUUAAGUAGGUGACAUUUAGCAAGCGCCCUGCGAAAGGUAAUCAGCUUGAAAAUUGUAUUUCCACAAUUUACAUCGGUGAGUGACCUCAUCAACCUUAUUCUAAAGCGUUAGGAUUAGAUCUUAACUGACGAGAUGAAGCUUUAUUUUUUUUCCAGACAAAGAGGAGACAAACGUCUCAGAUGUCAAAGACAAACUGAAAGAAGCACUCAAAGUUGACCUUCCUCAAGAUUUCUUUGAUUUUUGGGAGUUUUGCAAGACCAUCAAAAGCGAUAAUCCAUGUGGUAACUUUAAAAUUUGUUAACUCUUAUGCUUAAGAUUUUAGCAUACUUUCUCCUUAAUUAGGGCUAUAUACUUUUCAGUCUGUUAGUUCAGAGAAUUUGUUGCCAGCCAGAUAAUUUUCUUCAUCCUCCUCAUCUCUUACUAGAGAAUAUGUUGAAUUUUUUAGAGAGAAAUUGGAACUUUGAUUAUAUGAAGGAGUGAAGAGGUUUUCUACAAUCAGCUGUCAAAAAUUAAUUGCUUUCCUUUCUUCCCAAUUAUCAUUUUGUUCUUAACCCUUUCACUCCCACAAGUGACCAAGACAGAAUUUCUCCUUACAAUAUCAAUACAAUAUCAAGCAGGUAGGUGAUGAGAAUAGAGAAGAAUAUCAAUUAUGUGAUUAUUUGUUGAUCUAAUACCAAGUUCUCUAAACUAAUAUCAUAAGAAUUGUUUGGCAGAUAGUAAGGAGAAUUACUAAUUAGAUCUUGGAAGUGAAAGGGUUAAUGACAGAAAAUGAACACCACACUUAGGGUGGAUCAAUUUGCAGAAUCCACCAACAGGACUCUAGAUAUUUAUUUUGUUCUCUUCAUCUGUAGGGGCAUUAAGUGAUUCUCUUGGCUUAAAGCUGGUUGGUCCAUAUGAUAUAUUAUCUGGAUCAUUUGAUGACAUCAGUGAGUCAGACAUCACAUCAUAUCACCUCCAUUGGAGAUAUUACUAUGAUCCACCAGAAUUCUUAACUGUCCUAAAAGGGGAUGAUAAAACAGGAUAUCAUGUGGGUUAUUACAGGUAAGAUCUGUGAACAAAAUUAUCAACAAGAACAUUUAAAUGAGCAAUGCUGUAAAGUUUUGUGGCUUUAUUACUGACCCAGGAAAUAAACUUUUACAAGAAAUAAAUAUUCAAAUGUUGAUAUUCUGUAGUACAGAACAAGAGAAACACAAUUUAUCGAGGAUAGUAAAGAUUGGCUACCUUAAGUUAGCUCAGAUUACAAUUGGCAAAUGUGAAUCAUUUACAAUAUACCACUUUGUUGUGAGUUUGAACACUGUUCUUGUGCAGGCCUGUAAGAGCACAACAGAAUGGAAACAGAACAUUAAAUUAUUAAUAGCUAUAUUGAUAACAGAACAGUCAGGUCAAAGGCCUAUAUUCCUUCAGAAUACAAUGCACUAAGUGUAGUAACUGAGUAAAUAUAUAUGGGUCAAUGCCUCUAGUAAUUAAAACAUAAGACGAAAGAGUUUGGCAACGGAAAAGAGACUUGGAGUUAGUGCCUUGAUGAAAAAUUUACCAUUACCAGACAUAUUUUAAUCAAUUAAUUUCCUUGUGUAUCAGUUAUACAGCCAUUGACCAUAACCAGCUCUUGUUGUUUCUCAGAGAUGACCCUAAGAGUCCUCCUGUGUUUGUAGCCUCUAACCAGGCUGAGAAGACUUGUGAGUUCACAGUGCUAGGAGAAAACCUUUUCGCUGCAGUCAGGUAAAUAAAAUUAACUGUUGGCUAAGGAGAUGGUCACCUCCUCAACAGUUGUUUUCAGUUAAAUUAUUGCCCUCCCACCCCUAGACACUUUCCAGUCCAGGAAGCACAUAAUAGCACUCAAGUUUAGGAUUAAUUUUAAUACACAAGGAUUAAUUUCAAUACUCUUAUUAUAUUAACUGCCAUCUGACAAUGCCUGUCUGUUCUUCUCUGACAUUGCGUUGUAGCAAGUUCCUUAGCGAUUUUAUGAAGAUAUCCAGUGCUAAAUCCAAACAAAAGUCACUGAAAGCUCUACAAGCUUCAUUGACAGUGCAAGCAAAAAAGUUGAAAUACAGCAUUGAGAUAGUAACACCUGCAAUCAAAGCUAGGAACAAGAGGGUUGUUAGCAAGACUUUUCAUAAAGCUGGGAUUGUAGUCCCUGUGGAUGCAAAUGAUGUUGGAUAUCGCCCUCUUACUGUGACUGAUGGUGAGUUCUGGUGACCAUUGCUUUGAUCUAAGGGGUAACCCCAUUCAAAACUUUCCAUAUGUAGUACACACUGAAAUGUGCCUAGCAACCUAUGUGGGUUCAGAUUAGUGGUUGGAUUCUCAGGUCUAUGCUUAUUUGAUUUUCAGGCCAAAGCCAAAAUUGCUUAAACCUGGUAACAAUUUUCUCUCACUUUGCAAUUGUCCUUAAUUCUUGGCAAACAGGUGAACUGAAGAAAAUUCUGAAGCGUAUCACGGAAGGUAAAACUGAAAGAGAGAAAGAGCAAGGUUCGGAAGAUCUCCAAGAAAUCAUGACUCUGGUACAGUUUGCGAAUGACGAAUGUGAUUAUGGCAUGGGACUUGAGCUGGGACUAGACCUGUUCUGUUUUGGAAGCGAACGUUUUCACAACACCAUCUUACAGCUGUUGCCUCUUGGGUACAGAUUACUUGGCAGAGAUGAGUUUGCGGAGAUAGCAGAGAUUCAUGUCAAGAACCGAAACAGGGCUUCACUAACCCAACUUCCAUCCUGAUUGAAUGAACUUUCAUGUUUAUCACGUUUCACGCAUCUCACGCAUCUCACGCAUUCUAUUAUGGAGUUCAGAUAACAGCGAAAGAAACCUCGUUGAAACCAUUUUAGUCAUGUAUAGCAUCUUAGAUAUAAUCGCAAAACAGGCUCCGAAAUAUUUUUUUUUAACUUUCGCGCCAAGUGGCGAUUAAAUAGCUUUGUCUCAAUCGAUCGAAUGGAACAAUUUUGUUGCCAAAAUGAAUUCAUAAACAGCUGAAAGCACAGAAAGAAAUUUUGCCAUAAACUUCGCGGGAGUUGGAUACUUGCAGCGCGUGUAAAGGACUGGGACCUAAUAGCCGGUUAGAGCAUGCGCAUUCCGCACAUUUUAAUGCCAUUAAAACGGCGGCCAGUCGUGAAUGAUGAGAGGAUAUACGCCUUUGACAGAAAUUAAUUGCUAUUGUGUCAGAGAUACCAUAAUGAGCUAAUCUUUGUAACGGUACCCCGUAUGAGGAGCUUAAAGCGGCGUCAUUCAGGCUUAUGUAGACGGAAUGUUUGUGAAGAUAAAGUAGAACUUUGGAAGACCGCGAGAAAAAGAUAAAUGCUUAAAACAAAGUAAUGAAUUUUUAUGUGGUUGUGCUGUGAUUUUCUCAAGUCUUGCCGCAAAAGUGUAUGAAUCUACAACAGUGUACCACGUCGAUACAUUUCAAGUUAUGAAUCAACCUGAGGACAUGGUUUAAUAAAGCCAUAAUCUCUUCAAAUCCAAGAGAGGAUUUUCG
Messenger RNA from Pocillopora meandrina, 3834 nucleotides. Lineage: Eukaryota; Metazoa; Cnidaria; Anthozoa; Scleractinia; Pocilloporidae. The record is from the annotation of a GenBank genome assembly.